AUGUUUCGUUCCAAGAGGCGCAAGGAUGACAUUGAGCUGCAAGUGAGGAAUAAGAACGGCAUUGAUAAUGCCACCAAGCCCUUACUGCAGCCAUCGAUCAGCACCUCUAACAGUGCUGACCGAUCAUUUAAUUGCAUACUGGUCGCACAUGUGGUCAAUGAUAAGAAAGAUCAGAAAUUUAAGAAGCGGGAGGCGUACAUCAAAGAGCUCAAAUCAAAAAACCUCAAAGUGACAAAAAUAAAACAUGACGAUUUGGUGUUUUAUGGUGUCCGUGCCCCUGAGGAAAUAAUUAACAAGUAUAAGUACCUGCUAAAGGUGUCUGAUUCUUGUAACUGGAGUGGAGAGCAGGAAGACUGUAUACAAAACACAACCAGAAUCAGGAUUGUCCAUUUUAUCCUGCACCACACAUAUAUUGGGACAGGAGAGCGCUUAAGAGAUCUUACCAGGCAAAAUGUGUUUGAGGUUUUGUUUUGCCUCCAUGAGAGAACACAACAGGAAGAGCUGAAGAAGAAAUGGGCCAACUGGAUGGCCAUAGUAAAUCAAAAAUGUGUGGGCCAACCUAUUAAUGAAAUAAGGAAGUACUUUGGUGAGAAGGUAGCCUUGUAUUUUCUGUGGCUGGGUUGGUACACUAUGCUUCUGGUUCCUGCAGCCAUUAUCGGACUGGUGGUGUUUCUUUAUGCCCUGGCUUUCUUCGAUUCUAACCCGCUCAUAAAGGAAAUUUGUGAGUCCAAUGUCACUAUGUGCCCAACAUGUGACAAGAGGUGCCAAGUGUGGAAACUGUCCGACACAUGUUUUUAUGCAAAGCUGAGCCAUCUAUUUGACAAUGAAGGAACUGUGGCCUUCGCAAUGUUCAUGGCUCUGUGGGCUACGCUGUUCCUGGAGCUGUGGAAAAGGCAUCGAUCGCAUUAUGUCAGCAAGUGGAAGGUGUUUGACUGGUGUGAGGAGGAGGAGGAACUGGUCCUGAAUAUCGUGAAUGACCCCAACUGUAAACCCAAAGAGUACAAACACUCAUACUUCCACAGUACUCUGGUUCUCCUGCUGGUCACUCUAGUGCUGGUGGUGAUCAUUGGCCUGACUCAUGCGCUGGUGAUCUCUCGGGUGGUGUCUGCCAUGCUCCUGUCAGAAAGUGAAUGGAAAUUUGUAAGUGACCACGCCAACCUGCUGGCAAGGAUCUUGGGAGCAGUGCUGCAUUACAUCACUAUGCAGAUUAUGACACGGGUGAACAGAAUUGUGGCUUUCAAGCUGUGUGAAAUUGAAGAGACUCGCUCAUUUGCAGCCACUGAGAGGAAUUUUACGGUGAAGAUGUUCACCUUCCAGUUCUUCACUCUCUUCUCCUCACUCAUCUAUGUGGCGUUCUUCCUGGGAAGGAUAAACGGAUACCCAGGCAACUAUGUGCGAAUAGCAGGAAAAUGGAGAUUGGAGGAGUGCCACCCCAGCGGCUGCCUCACUGACCUCUUCAUCCAAAUGGCCAUCAUUCUUAUUCUCAAGCAAACCCUCAGCAACAUCUUUGAAUUUGUUGGCCCUUGGUUUAAGGUUUGUUGGGCAGGAAUAUGGUUUAAAAAAGAGCUGAAGAAAUGUGGGAGCUGCAGGAGCAAAUGUGACAAAAACAACCCAUACACUGAGCUUUGCGACUUAUGCAAUCUGCAGGACUGGCUGAGGAACUACAAUCUGAUCAACGUUCACAGCUUUAGUCUGUUUAAUGAGUUUUUAGAAAUGGUAAUUCAGUUCAGUUUUACCACGAUCUUUGUGGCUGCUUGUCCCCUGGCUCCUUUAUUUGCUCUCAUCAACAACAUAUUUGAAAUCCGACUCGAUGCCAUUAAAAUGUUGCGCCUGGAGCGCCGCCUAGUGCCAAAGAAAACUAACGAUAUCGGUGUGUGGACCAAAGUGUUGGAGGCAGUUGGGGUGACGGCGGUCAUUGCUAAUGGACUGGUCAUUGGCAUCUCGUCUGAAUUUGUCCCCCGUCUGCUUUAUCGCUAUCGUUUUGGCCCAUGUGCCAACGGGACAGCUACAGACCUGCAGUGCAUGUCCGGCUACACUGACUACACACUCACCACAGCGUACAUGUCAGAUAUAAACGUACGGCAGGACUUCACGCCUUCUCAGAUGGUAACAUCGACUGGGCUCAACGUCACUGAGUGCAGCUACAAGGACUACCGCAGCAAUUCUGACCACACUUACACCCCACAGUACUGGCUUAUACUAGCAGCUCGCUUUGCCUUUGUCAUCUUAUUUGAGCACGUUGUGGUGAUAUGCAAGUUCAUCAUUGCCUGGUUCGUGCCUGACAAUCCCAUUAAAGUGAAAAACAGCAGGUUACGUGACAAACUGAACAGGCUAAAAAAGGAAUUUUGGGAACAGAGUGCAAGAUUUGACAGUAUGAACACAGAGUCAGUUGUCUAAAUAACUGAAGCUUAAACAAGGACUGUACUUGUACAAACACUGGAC
Molecule: messenger RNA, 2442 nt
Organism: Trichomycterus rosablanca
Lineage: Eukaryota; Metazoa; Chordata; Actinopteri; Siluriformes; Trichomycteridae
Gene: ano9b
Product: anoctamin 9b
Exons: 24
Coding region: 1-2397 (798 amino acids)
Biological process (GO): chloride transmembrane transport
Cellular component (GO): plasma membrane
Molecular function (GO): chloride channel activity
Source: RefSeq, a predicted model, not a curated record